Messenger RNA from Drosophila hydei, 2541 nucleotides. RefSeq names its product heat shock protein 83 (gene Hsp83). The transcript has 2 exons. NCBI's taxonomy places the organism in Eukaryota, Metazoa, Arthropoda, Insecta, Diptera, Drosophilidae. Bases 157 to 2310 code for a protein of 717 amino acids. Gene Ontology annotation, molecular function: ATP hydrolysis activity; disordered domain specific binding; ATP binding. Gene Ontology annotation, cellular component: perinuclear region of cytoplasm; plasma membrane; protein-containing complex. The record is from RefSeq and is a predicted model, not a curated record. Gene Ontology annotation, biological process: protein folding; cellular response to heat; protein stabilization.
CGGCUUGUCAGUAUUGAAACAAAAUUCGUGCGGUGAGCAUCGAAGCGUCUGCUCGAAGGCAAAGCAAAGCAUAAAAAAGUGAAUUUCUUUUUCUGCCCAAAGAAAAGUAUAAAGUAUUGUUUUCAAAGUUAAUUCUGUGAAGCAAAAACAUACAAGAUGCCUGAAGAAACGGAGACUUUCGCAUUCCAGGCUGAGAUUGCUCAGCUUAUGUCGUUGAUCAUUAACACGUUCUACUCAAACAAAGAAAUCUUCUUGCGUGAAUUGAUUUCCAAUGCGUCUGAUGCGCUCGACAAGAUCCGCUAUGAAUCGCUGACGGAUCCCAGCAAGCUUGACUCCGGCAAGGAGCUGUACAUCAAGCUGAUACCAAACAAGACCGCUGGUACACUGACCAUCAUUGAUACCGGUAUUGGUAUGACUAAGUCCGAUUUGGUCAACAACUUGGGCACAAUUGCCAAGUCGGGCACUAAGGCAUUCAUGGAGGCAUUGCAGGCUGGCGCCGAUAUUUCCAUGAUUGGCCAGUUUGGUGUUGGCUUCUAUUCGGCAUAUCUGGUGGCCGAUAAGGUGACCGUCACUUCGAAGAACAACGAUGAUGAACAGUACAUCUGGGAGUCCUCUGCCGGUGGCUCCUUCACCGUUCGUGCUGAUAACUCUGAGCCAUUGGGCCGUGGUACCAAGAUUGUGCUGUACAUCAAGGAGGAUCAGACCGAUUACCUUGAAGAGAGCAAGAUCAAGGAGAUUGUCAACAAGCACUCCCAAUUCAUUGGCUACCCCAUCAAGUUGUUGGUGGAGAAGGAGCGUGAGAAGGAGGUCAGCGACGAUGAAGCUGAUGAUGAGAAGAAGGAAGGUGAUGAGAAGAAGGAGAUGGAUACCGAUGAGCCCAAGAUUGAGGAUGUUGGCGAGGAUGAAGAUGCCGACAAGAAGGACAAGGAUGCCAAGAAAAAGAAGACCAUCAAGGAGAAGUACACCGAAGAUGAGGAACUAAACAAGACAAAGCCCAUUUGGACACGCAAUCCCGAUGAUAUCUCCCAGGAGGAAUACGGAGAGUUCUACAAGUCGUUGACCAACGACUGGGAAGAUCAUUUGGCUGUUAAGCACUUCUCUGUUGAGGGUCAGCUGGAGUUCCGUGCUCUGCUAUUCAUCCCACGUCGUACACCCUUCGAUCUGUUCGAAAACCAAAAGAAGCGCAACAACAUUAAGCUGUACGUGCGCCGUGUCUUCAUUAUGGACAACUGCGAGGAUCUGAUUCCAGAAUACUUGAACUUUAUCAAGGGUGUGGUUGACUCUGAAGAUUUGCCACUAAACAUUUCUCGUGAGAUGUUGCAGCAGAACAAGGUGCUUAAGGUUAUCCGUAAGAAUCUAGUCAAGAAGACAAUGGAACUAAUUGAAGAGCUAACAGAGGACAAGGAAAACUACAAGAAGUUCUACGACCAGUUCAGCAAGAACCUGAAAUUGGGCGUUCAUGAGGACAGCAACAACCGUGCUAAGUUAGCCGAUUUCUUGCGCUUCCACACUUCCGCCUCUGGUGAUGAUUUCUGCUCAUUGUCCGACUACGUGUCGAGGAUGAAGGAGAGCCAGAAGCACAUCUACUUCAUCACUGGCGAGUCCAAGGAUCAGGUCAGCAACUCGGCCUUCGUUGAGCGUGUCAAGGCCCGUGGCUUUGAAGUGGUCUACAUGACGGAACCCAUUGAUGAAUACGUCAUUCAGCAUCUGAAGGAAUACAAGGGCAAGCAGCUCGUUUCCGUCACCAAGGAGGGUCUUGAGUUGCCCGAGGAUGAGGCUGAGAAGAAGAAGCGCGAGGAGGAUAAGGCCAAAUUCGAGAGCUUGUGCAAGCUGAUGAAAUCAAUUCUGGACAACAAAGUCGAGAAGGUUGUCGUCUCCAACCGUCUGGUCGAUUCACCUUGCUGCAUUGUUACUUCGCAGUUCGGCUGGUCUGCUAACAUGGAGCGCAUCAUGAAGGCUCAGGCCUUGCGUGACACCUCGACCAUGGGCUACAUGGCUGGCAAGAAGCACUUGGAGAUCAAUCCUGAUCAUCCAAUUGUGGAGACCUUGCGCCAGAAGGCCGAUGCCGAUAAGAAUGACAAGGCCGUCAAGGAUCUGGUUAUUCUGUUGUUCGAGACAUCGCUUUUGUCGUCUGGCUUCUCGCUGGACAGCCCUCAGGUGCAUGCCAGCCGCAUCUAUCGCAUGAUCAAGCUGGGUCUUGGCAUCGAUGAGGAUGAGCCCAUGACCACUGAGGAUGCCCAAAGCGCUGGCGAUGCUCCAUCUCUAGUUGAGGACACCGAGGAUGCAUCUCACAUGGAGGAGGUCGAUUAAACAACCAUUCAACCCCCAAACCAUUCAUCCAUCCCCACCAAAACCAUUUAUUCACACCAUUUGAUACAAAAUUACUUAAAAGUUGAUCACAUUUCAUUUCCUUUGUCGGAACCGCUUCUUGUGUUGGACUUGACAACCGAGUUAUUUAAUGUUUCGUUGACAUUUGUAAUUUGUAUUUACGUUGUGUCGCGUUAUAGGCGACAGGAAUACGCUUAACUCAUUCAAAAAAAA